This is a messenger RNA of Dryobates pubescens (Downy woodpecker), 1410 nucleotides long. RefSeq names its product WD repeat containing antisense to TP53 (gene WRAP53). Gene Ontology annotation, cellular component: Cajal body. Gene Ontology annotation, molecular function: protein binding; RNA binding. The transcript is spliced from 10 exons. Gene Ontology annotation, biological process: Cajal body organization. The record is from RefSeq and is a predicted model, not a curated record. Bases 1 to 1410 code for a protein of 469 amino acids. NCBI's taxonomy places the organism in Eukaryota, Metazoa, Chordata, Aves, Piciformes, Picidae.
AUGGAGGAGUCCAGCGCUCGCGCCUCCGGGCGGGAAGGGCCGGGGGCGGGGCUUGAGGAGCUGGGCACGCCCCCAGAGCCCGCGGAGGCUUCCCCCCCACGUGGGGACACCCCAGAGACUGAGCUGCCAUUGGAGGAGUGGCGGUUUCCCCACUUCGAUUUUGGGGCUCCCCCCCGGCCCGUCUGGGGGGCACGGCAGGAAUUCACCCACAGGGCCCAGAACUUCCUGAGGGGCUGCAAGUGGGCCCCCGACGGCUCCUGCGUGCUGACCUGCAGCGAUGACAACGUCCUGCGGAUCUUCGACCUGCCCGCGCGCCCCGCGCCCUGCCCCGGGCUGCCCCUGCCUGAACUGGCCCCAGCGCUGAGGCUGCCUGAGGGUGACUCCAUUUACGACUUCACCUGGUUCCCACUGAUGGACUCCAACCAGCCCCACAGCUGCCUGGUGGCCUCCAGCAGCCGGGACAACCCUGUGCACCUCUGGGAUGCCUUCGAUGGGACCCUGCGAGGCUCCUUCCGAGCCUACACCCACCUGGAGGAGCUGGUGGCUCCUCACUCCCUGGCCUUCACCCCUGAUGGCUCCCAGCUGCUGGGAGGCUUCGAUGGAGCCCUCAGGAUCUUCCCCACAGAGCGGCCUGGGCGGCACUGCCAGCACUGGCAGCUGCACCGGGGCGGGCAGGGGCAGCGGGGCCUGAUUGGCUGCCUGGCGGUGAGUCCCAGCCAAUCGCUGGUGGCUGCUGGCUCCUAUGGGCGGAGCCUGGCACUGUACCCGCUGCAGGGGGGCGGAGCCCUGGCAUUCUGGCCACGCCUCCCUGCUAGCCCCACCCACCUACGCUUCAGCCCCGAUGGCAACCUCCUGUACGCCGGGGGGCGCAAGGAAGUGGGCAGGGUCUGGACCAGAAGUCUGAGCCCCUGGCCCCGCCCCCAGGACACUCACAUCCGCUGCUGGGACCUGCGGCGCCCCGAGCGCCCCCUGCUGGCCAUGGAGCGCAAAGUGACCACCAACCAGCGCCUGACCUUUGACCUCGACCCGUCGGGGAGGUUCCUGCUGGCAGGGGACACUGAAGGCUUCCUCAGCCUCUGGGACACACUCAGCCCCCCUGGCCCGGGGGACCCUCCCCUGCUGCCCCCCACCUUCCGCUUCCGGGCACUGCACGACUGCCUCAACGGCACCAGCCUGCACCCAGGGCUCCCCCUGCUGGCCACGGCCUCAGGCCAGAGACUGUUCCCCACGCCCUGGGCCGAGGACAGUGACAGCGACGGCCAGGAGGGGGCAGAGCAGCAGAGGCCCCCCCUGGGAGGGGACAAUCGGCUCCAGCUCUGGUGGUGGGGACCUGGCAGCUGGCCUGAGGACACCUGGAGUGGGGAGAGUGGAGCUGGGGACAGCGAGGGUCCCCUGCCGGAGCACACCUGA